GUGGAGAGUUUCUGUACUCCCUCUCACAAUUUCGGGUCGCCUUCCUCACUGACUCCCUCGGCUUCUAGGGUUUAUGUUUUCUGUACAUUAAUGCCCAAACUUCAUCCAUAUGUUACACGAAGAAAUUCAAAAUCUACUCUUUGGGCCACAUGUUUUAGUCAAUCGGAUGGCGUCUGAUUCGUGGAAUGCUCGUCUCUCUGCAAAUUCUUCCCGGCGAUAUCAAUCACGAUCCGAUGUGUUUUAUGGAGGACACGAUGAGAUAGAAGGGGACGAGGGUUCUAGGCCGGAGUUUUUAUGCCCCUUCUGUGCCGAGGACUUCGACAUUGUAGGGCUUUGUUGCCACAUCGAUGAAGACCAUCCGAUUGAAGCCAAGAUCGGGGUGUGCCCAGUUUGUGCAAAAAGGGUGGGAACGGAUCUUGUUAGCCACAUUACUGUGCAACAUGGAAGCUUUUUUAAAGUGCAGCGUAAGAAGAGAUUGCGCAAGGGUGGAUCCAAUUCCACAUUCUCGAUGUUGAGAAAAGAGCUGCGAGAAGGAAAUUUGCAAUCCCUGCUUAGCGGAUCAUGCAUUAUUUCUUCCUCUAACACAGAGUCCGAUCCAAUGUUGUCGUCAUUUAUAUUUAACCCUUCUUCUGUUGAUGAACCUGUGAUUGUAGAACCACUUUCUUCGAAUGAAGCAAGUUCUGUGCAGGAAACUUCAGUAGAGGAAUUCCCAGAUAGAAAAGUCCAAGGGCCAGCUUUACCAGACAAGGAUCAAGAGGAGAGGGCUCGGAAGGGUGAGUUUGUGCAAGGACUGUUGCUGUCCACAAUGUUUAUAAGUGAGGUGAGUUUCCGAGCGACCAACAGCAUUUUCCGGAGAUGAGGGUAUCUUGAUUAUCAUGGUAGGACUAGGUCAGAAGUAGUGAAGGGUUACUGUUAACAUUAUGUCAUUGUAUCUAAAUGUUACGUGUAUAUAAGUAAGGUUUAAAACCUUGUCCGUUCUAUGGUUCCUUUACUGAAGCAAGAAGUUUC
This is a messenger RNA of Tripterygium wilfordii, 1008 nucleotides long. RefSeq names its product protein DEHYDRATION-INDUCED 19 homolog 4-like. The record is from RefSeq and is a predicted model, not a curated record. The transcript is spliced from 5 exons. Lineage: Eukaryota; Viridiplantae; Streptophyta; Magnoliopsida; Celastrales; Celastraceae. The coding region runs from base 110 to 859 and encodes 249 amino acids.